CUGUCCCCUGUCUUAAUGAGAUCUGUCUGUUUCUGUCUCUCUCUUGUUUUCUGUCUCUGCUUCUUGCUCUCUCUGUCUCUGAUCUGUCCCUCUCUUCAUCCUCCACCCCUCCCCAGGUGACAGUGGGAACUGGAUUGAGAUCGCCUAUGGCACCAGCUCUGGGGGUGUGCGGGUCAUCGUCCAGCACCCUGAGACCGUGGGCUCAGGGCCCCAGCUUUUCCAGACCUUCACCGUGCACCGCAGCCCUGUCACCAAGAUCAUGCUCUCGGAGAAACACCUCAUCUCAGUCUGUGCCGACAGCAACCACGUGCGCACGUGGUCCGUGACUCGCUUCCGGGGCAUGAUUUCCACCCAGCCCGGCUCCACCCCGCUCGCUUCCUUCAAGAUCCUGGCGCUGGAGUCGGCCGACGGCCAUGGCGGCUGCAGCGCCGGCAAUGACAUUGGCCCCUACGGCGAGCGGGAUGACCAGCAAGUGUUCAUUCAGAAGGUGGUGCCAAGCGCCAGCCAGCUCUUUGUGCGCCUUUCAUCUACUGGUCAGCGGGUGUGCUCCGUGCGCUCGGUGGACGGCUCCCCCACCACCGCCUUCACGGUGCUCGAGUGUGAGGGCUCCCGGCGGCUGGGCUCUCGGCCCCGGCGCUACCUGCUCACCGGCCAGGCCAAUGGCAGCCUGGCCAUGUGGGACCUGACCACCGCCAUGGACGGCCUCGGCCAGGCCCCUGCCGGUGGCCUGACGGAGGAAGAGCUGAUGGAGCAGCUGGAGCAGUGUGAGCGGGCGCCGCUGUCUUCCUCCAGGAGCUCUCUCCCCAGCCCCUCCCCCCGCACCUCUCUCACCAGUCUUCACUUAGCCUCCAGCAACACCUCCCUGUCUGGCUGGCGCGGGAGCCCGAGCCCCCCACAGGCUGAGGCCCGGCGUCGUGGGGGAGGCAGCUUCGUGGAACGCUGCCAAGAACUGGUCCGGGGUGGGCCAGAGCCCCGACGGCCACCGACACCAGCCCCUCGGCCCCCCGCGGGUCUGGGAGCUCCCCUUGCGCCCCCCAAGGUGAAGCUCAAUGAAACUUCCUUCUGAACACAGCUGCCAUGGUGCCUUUGGAUACCCAGGUCCUGGGGGGGGUUGGCGGGGGGCGCUCUGGUGCCUCCCUGCUUCCUGUCAGGGCCCUGGGUUCAGGGCCAGGGCCUCCUUGGAGUGGUCACUGUUACUAGGCCCCCACUGUCCCCCCUUUUCUGGAGCCAAAGUCACCCUCCCCUAAUAAAGUUCUCACUGCCAACA
This is a messenger RNA of Leptonychotes weddellii (Weddell seal), 1267 nucleotides long. NCBI's taxonomy places the organism in Eukaryota, Metazoa, Chordata, Mammalia, Carnivora, Phocidae. The record is from RefSeq and is a predicted model, not a curated record.